CGUUUCAUUGAAGGAAUAGCAAUUAUAGUUGCGUCAAAAGAUGGCGACCGAUCGCCGAAGUGGAGGAAUAGAACGUGUUUUGGCGAAGUGUCAAUCAUGUGUGGAAGCUGGAAAUUAUUACGAGGCACAUCAGAUGUACAGAACAUUAUAUUUCAGAUAUAAAGGACAGAAGAAGUAUGCAGAAGCUGCCAGUCUUCUUUACCACGGUGCUCUAACAUUGAAGAAAUAUGACCAGAUAUCCAGUUUUACAGACUUGUGUUCCCUUUUAAUCGAGCUCUUGAAUCAGUCGGAGACACCAGUGUCUGAGGACAUUAUAGAAAAAAUAAUAACAUUGUUUAAAGAAAUGACACCCAACAGUGAAGAGAGGCAAACGUUUGUAGUAUCGGCCGUUCAUUGGACCAUGAAGGUCAGUGCGGAACACAAGCGAGGGCAUCCAGACCUCCACCAAAAACUGGGACUGUCUUUCUGGGAGGAAAAAAAUUAUGUUCAAGCCAGGUACCAUCUGGUACACUCACAAGAUGGCAAGAACUGUGCCUUGAUGUUAGUCGAGUGCCAUGUACAGAAAGGGUUUCCUAAUGAAGUGGACCUGUUUAUAGCACAAGCUGUUUUACAAUUUUUAUGUCUGAGAAACAAGGACACAGCUCAGGUGGCGUUUGUCAAAUACACAGAGAACCACCCCGAUGUACAGAGUGGCCCCCCUUAUGUACACCCACUCCUUAACUUCCUGUGGUUCCUACUAUUGGCAGUGGAAGGAGGAAGAGUAGCUGUGUUUUCUAUUUUAUGUGAAAAAUACCAAACAUCAAUUAACCGAGAUCCUUCCUAUAGAGAGUAUUUAGACCAAAUAGGACAGUUAUUUUUUGGACUCCCCCCUCCCCCAAAACAAUCUCAGGGUUUUCUUGGAAAUCUGCUGCAGAGCAUCAUGGGAGGUGAUGAAGACGAGGAGUCUAUGCAGCAAUCUAGGUCAUCUGGUGGCCCUACCCCGGGACCUGCCCCACAAAGCUCUGCCCCCACACCCACUCCAGCUCCUGUGGAAUUGGAUUAACAUAUUGCCAUGUCUGUGUUAUUGAUAACUUAUGUACUAUUUAUUUAAGACAGAUUUUUAUGAGAUAACUUCUUCUCUGUGGGUUCGCGAGAUGUAAUGGCCUGUGGUUAACAGGGCCCACACAAGUAAACUUACACUGUUUUCAAUGUACAGUAAAUAAUGGUUAUAGCGAACAUGAUUAUAAUGAAAUGCAAUUACAGCAAAGGAUUUCCAUUCCAUGUUACUUUACUACAUGUUGUAAACUUGACGGAUAUAGCGAAUUACGCUUAUAAACAAGCAAAAUGGCCCGUCCCUGACACUUAGUUAUAAGAGUGUUUUACUGUUCACAAUUCCUGUUAUUUAUUUUAUCAUUUUUAUGACUCAUAAGAAGAAAUUCUCUGGUGUAACAUUUUAAAAACAAAACACAAACAUUGGUAUGGAAAAGGAGCUGACAAAUUUGUCUCUAGUUGUCAGGUGAUCCUUUGUAUGAUUAUUAUUUUUUCAUCUUCGAGCCUUGUUUAAUGACAUGACAUUUUUUGAUAAUUUAUGAAAAAGAGUGAUUGUGACGUCAGUCAUAAAGCAGACAACACACCUUAACAUCUUCUCAUCCAGCUGUGUUUAAACAUUUGCAAUAAAAAGGUCAAUGGCAAUUGGAGGGUAAAUUGGAAGGGGGGUUGAAAUUAUGUAUUGAAACGCACAACUUUGUCUCUUUGAUUUCGUUGUGUGUCUGAUAUUUCCCACGCUGACCCCCAGCACUAGACCUGUGCUGGUCCUGUAACGACACAAGAGUUGUCUCUCUUUGAUUAGUGCCAUCUACCGUCAUCUGGCUCUGUAUGGUUCGUGCGUGGAAUGUUGCAUAUCAUUCUGUUAACUUUUGGUGACAUCCACUAGACUUAAGAAUUGUCUUCAGCACAAGUUUUUAAGAGAUUUUCUCAUUGUUAUUCAAAGUAAGUUGAUUUGGUGGUCUAACGAAAAAACGUUAACAUGUGCAUGUACAUGUACAUUUUACAAAGUGUACAUUGUGAACAUAAAUAAAUAAUGUUCAUUUGAAAAUAAACAUUGGAAAUGGAAAUUUUAUUUAGUUACUCGCUUGUUAAUCUGUGUAUAUACAUGGUUUAUAAGAAUAAACGCGAUGAAAAUUUA
Molecule: messenger RNA, 2164 nt
Organism: Magallana angulata
Lineage: Eukaryota; Metazoa; Mollusca; Bivalvia; Ostreida; Ostreidae
Product: Golgi to ER traffic protein 4 homolog
Exons: 10
Coding region: 41-1042 (333 amino acids)
Biological process (GO): protein insertion into ER membrane
Cellular component (GO): BAT3 complex; cytosol
Molecular function (GO): protein binding
Source: RefSeq, a predicted model, not a curated record